UAUGUUUAUGGAAAUGCUGUUUUUAAAGGAUUGCUAAAUCUGGCAACAUUAAUAUUUGGAAAAUACUGAAGUCACUAGUUAACUUCCCUGGUUUUCAUUAGCAAAAUAAAAAUAAAAAAUUUUGUAACUCUUUGAGAAAGUCUUUGUUAUUAAUUUGUAAAAGAAUAAAUUUGGGUUUAGUGCAAUAAAAGGACUAAUUUUUACUUAGCAAAAAUUAAUUUCUUUAUAUACUCUAAACAAUCCCGUCUUUUUUUUUUGUUGAAAAUAAUCUGCAAAAUAUUUAGCCUGAAUUCUUGAGCUACGUUCCAAUAAAUCCAUAGAAAUGCAUUUGAGUGCAGACAUCUCAAGUGCUUUGCAACAAAUCGAGGCUGUUAAACGGGGUGUUAAUGAAAGCGACGAUGCAAAAUUGCAAGCUUUAACAGAUGAGAGUAUUAAGACAAUCGUAGAUAUACUCCGAGACCCCGUAUUUCGGACUAUUGUCCACGUUCAGGAUUCGUUGUCUGAACUGAAUGCUCAGCUAACACAGCAUCCUUCAAUGUUACCUAAUGACUUCGACAUCGAUAUGGCUGGAAAUCUAGUGCUUAGUGUAAAUGGUGGCGACGUUAUGUAUGAUUUUGACGAACGUUUGUCUUCACCAUUAAAUAGUACUAGCCCCGUAGCAAGUGGUAAAAUCGGUACCGAAUUAGCAGAAGCUCAACACACGAAGAUACCUUCACUGUCUGGGGUAGAACUUUUCCCUACUGAUUACGUUCAAGUUCAGGCUAUAGAAUUGGUCAAUGACGGCACAGGUUUAGGUUUUGGUAUAAUCGGUGCUCGAACGGAUCUCUUGACGAAUGUAUUGCCACUAAAUUCGGGUGUUAUUGUGAAAACUAUUUUGCCAGGAGGUGUAGCUGAUAGAGAUGGCCGCCUUCGCUCGGGCGAUCAUAUUCUUCAAAUAGGUGACGUAAACUUACAAGAAAUGGUUUCAGAACAAGUCGCUGCCGUUUUACGACAGUCUGGUACACAUGUUCGUCUAGUAGUGGGGAGAGCUAUAGAAAAUCCUUUGCCAACUGGUCUUAAUUUAGAGCCUGGCAGUGCAAUUGUGCCUGCACGUGUUUUAGUUGAUCGUGCCGAAUUAGAGCGCUAUCUAAUAUCUACAGGAUUUCCUGAGAUAUUCGGAGAAAGCUCAAAUGCUUCUACACCUCAAACGACGGCAACCGAAGAUGAACGUUUUAUAUAUCGUGGAGCUGCAGGACAAUCACCAAUGAUUGAUUUACUGGAGCUACCAGAAACUGAAACGUUGCAAGUGGAACUUACCAAAGAUGCCAACGGUUUGGGUAUAACAAUAGCUGGUUACGUAUGUGAGAAGGAGGAGCUUUCGGGUAUCUUUGUUAAAAGUGUUUCUCCUGGUUCUGCGGCCGAUCUCAACGGACGCAUACAUGUUAAUGAUCGCAUAAUUGAAGUGGAUGGACAAUCUUUGCAAGGUUUUUCUAAUCAUCAGGCGGUAGAACUUUUAAAAAAAUCGGGUCAGGUUGUAAAUUUACGUUUAGAACGUUAUCUACGUGGACCGAAAUAUGAACAACUACAACAAGCCAUAGCGGCUAACGAUAAAAUAACCAUUAGCGCAACGUCUACACCGUCACGUAAUUCCGCACAGCAUUGUUCUACAGCGGGAACAUCGCUUUUAAUGACAAGCAGUUCCGAAAUGUCUGCUUAUUUUCCGGGCUUGGAUGUGAGCAGUUUUCUGACGGAGUCUGACUCAUUCAUGCAGCCGACGAUUGCGAAGCCAGCUGAAACGUCAACUGCUUCCACUAGUGCGAGCGGUUUCGGCAUCGAUAAUAUUAGUGAAGAGCUUCCCAAGUUAUCUCCGGAACGUGCUCCAGAGUGCGAACAAGAGACACAUGCUAAAAACAAUAUACUCUUGGCGCGACAUAAAUAUUAUACCGAACCGGAAUUAACUCCUGAAGUAGAACAGGAAAUUAUAAGAAAGUGGAAAAAUACCGUUGGUUCCGAUGUCGACAUUAUCGUAGCGCAGAUAAAAAAAUUUCCAAUCGGUGGACUGGGAAUCUCACUGGAAGGCACUGUUGAUGUAGAGGGUGGCCGAGAGGUCCGGCCACAUCAUUAUAUACGCUCCAUUUUAGCCGAUGGACCAGUAGGUGUGAAUGGCAAACUGCGCGCUGGUGACGAGUUACUGGAGGUUAAUGGAGAGCGUUUGUUUGGCAUGAACCACCUUGAAGUGGUAGCAAUUUUGAAAGAAUUGCCUCAAGAUGUGCGUAUGGUGUGUGGACGUGGUAGAACCGAAUUGCUACCUUUUUCGGAUGAUACGUUACGCAAGUUAGGUAAUAAUUUCGACAACCUAAUACCGUCUUCUGAUCGUUUAGUUAAAGCAAAAUCAGAUGGAAAUUUGGCAACUUCAUCGCCAACAAACGAAGAUUCCUUUAAACUGAAGUCACGUUCUCUAGAACCGCUAACUGGUCUAGCGAUGUGGUCUUCGGAGCCGCAAAUAAUCGAAUUAAUAAAAGGCGAUCGCGGCUUGGGUUUUUCGAUAUUGGAUUAUCAAGAUCCUAUGGAUUCUAAUGAUUGCUUAAUUGUCAUACGCUCUUUGGUACCAGGUGGUGUCGCGCAAUUGGAUGGACGUUUAAUACCAGGAGAUCGUUUGCUAUUCGUAAAUAAUAUUAAUUUAGAAAAUGCUACUUUAGAUCAAGCUGUGCAAGCUUUGAAAGGAGCGCCGAAGGGUUCCGUACGUAUUGGUGUAGCCAAACCCUUGCCUAUGACGGAUACUUCGCUUAAAGCAAAUGGUAACAAUAGCGGAAACGCUUUGUCAUCUGAAGGUGAUAGUGCUGGCAAUUCAUCAAACACCCGGAGCCUUCCUGCCACCGGUAGUACGAUGGAAAGCACCGAAUCUGAAUUCGUAACCAACUGGCAUAAUUAAAUGUUAACUACCAUAGAGAAAAAUUAAAACAUUCCCUUAACACUUUUACGAUUUAUAUUUUACAUAAAUUAUAUUAUUACAUGUACU
This is a messenger RNA of Glossina fuscipes, 2998 nucleotides long. It is a transcript of the gene Patj, whose product is annotated as patj homolog. The transcript has 3 exons. Lineage: Eukaryota; Metazoa; Arthropoda; Insecta; Diptera; Glossinidae. Gene Ontology annotation, molecular function: protein binding. The record is from RefSeq and is a predicted model, not a curated record. Bases 323 to 2911 code for a protein of 862 amino acids.